Molecule: messenger RNA, 2025 nt
Organism: Mercurialis annua (annual mercury)
Lineage: Eukaryota; Viridiplantae; Streptophyta; Magnoliopsida; Malpighiales; Euphorbiaceae
Product: transcription factor TB1-like
Exons: 2
Coding region: 530-1777 (415 amino acids)
Biological process (GO): regulation of secondary shoot formation
Cellular component (GO): nucleus
Molecular function (GO): DNA-binding transcription factor activity; sequence-specific DNA binding
Source: RefSeq, a predicted model, not a curated record
AUUAUCUCUUUCCGCUGUCCUACAGUACAGCCCCCAUGGACAUUUAGUACUUGUGCUCUGCUGUCUUUCUCAUCCUCUACUUCAUGCUUUGCUCAAGGUAUAGUCCACAAAACAUUAUCUACUUCUUGAAUUCUAUAUGUCAAGAAGAAAGCUAUAUGCAUAAUUAUUUACGGCUGUCCCUUUCUUAUAUCUUCACAUAUUACAAACAACAGUGUAAAUACAGCUCUUAACCAGCAGCUAGCUAGGGCUGUAAAGCAAACUGGCUGUCUUUCUCAUGAACUGUGUUUUCACUACGCUUGCAGAGACGACGACGACGACGAUGAUGAUAGUUUUGAAGUGAAAAUGACUGGAGAAUUGUUAUAUCAGCUUAGUUAAAGCGUGUGUGUGUGUGUGUAUAUAUGUAUGUCGUUCUCGCGCUCCAGUUCUUUAUAGCUGCUUGAAUUUGAUACAAAAGGGUUAGGUUUUUUUUCUUGUUUUUUUUGUUUUUUCCAAAUCAAACCAAAGAUUUAUUAUUUGUUAUAUAGCAGAAAUGUUUCCGUCAAGCAGCGACAUUAAUGUCGACCCCAUCUACUACUGUAAUGACCAACAAGUUUACAGUAGAACCUUUUUGAAUGAUCAUCAACAUCAAGAUCAUCAGCUUCCUAACUUCUCAUUCUUUCACUUGCCCACCACACCCUUUUCUCCUUGCUAUGAUGAUCAGUUACAGUUACAUGAUCAUGACCAUGGUAAUAUAUUCCUUCAUAAUGAUCAAACCAUUGAUAUUCUACUUCACCACCACCACCACCAAAAACCUACUGCUACACUUUCUGAUACAACUAUUUUACCUGCUGCUGUUAGUAAUGGUGUUAAAGUUGAAGAAUUAACCAAAAUCUGCAGUAAAGAAUCACUUAACAGUAAUAUUACUCAAGAGCAGCAGAUGGGUACUUCGAGAAAGCGAUCUUCAAAGAGAGAUCGUCACAGCAAAAUUAAUACAGCUCAAGGACCACGAGACAGGCGAAUGAGGUUGUCUCUUAAAGUUGCUCGUGAAUUCUUUGAUUUACAAGACAAGCUUUGCUUUGAUAAAGCUAGCAAAACUGUAGAGUGGCUUCUUAUUCAGGCUAAAUCAGCUAUCAAGAUGCUUAAUGAUGGUCCUAUGAGUAAUAAUAAUUGCAGUGCAUCUUCUAUUUCUGAGUCUGAAGUUGUGUCUGCUGAAAUUCAUGAGUCUGCUGAUGCUCCUAAUAAGCAAAACAUUUCUAAAGAUAAACCCUCAGCGUCAUCAUUAAGUGUUAACAAAAAAGGGAUGAAAAGGGCUAAAGCGCCGCGUAAAGCUGUAAUCCACCCGUUUGCGAAGGAAUUGAGAGAGAAGGCGAGGGAAAGAGCAAGGGAAAGAACACGAGAAAAGGCGCUACAGGUCAAUCGAAGGACAAUCAUGGAUGAAUCGAGGCGAUCGGAUGAAGGAAAAAGCCAUGAAUUGAGCCAAAGAAGCUGUGUAAGUCCUUUUGAAACUACUACUACUACUGGUGAAGAAUCUACUGGUAAUCUUUCCAUGGAGAUAUUGACUGAUCAGAUCGAACAAGUACCGAUAAGUUCUCAUGAUCAGCAGCAACAGCAAGAUGACAGAUUAUUAGUUACAGCAGAGAGCUGCAUGAUUGAUGAUCCAUUGGUGAUCAUGGGGAAGUGGAGCCCUUAUUAUAUCAAUCAUCUCUACAACAAUAGCAUACCUCAAGAGUUGCACAACCAGCAAAUCACAGAUUUGCAAUCUUUCUGCAAGUCAUGGGAGGUGGCUAACAGCAGUUAAACCGGUGCUGCUUUGUGAUAUAGCUAUGUCAACUAGAACAAAGAUUCCAAGAAUAGUAUGUACAGUUUUCAUUUCUGCUUGGAGUUAAUGUAAAAUAGGUAUUUGUGUAACAAAUAUCAUUUUCUUCUGAACUUUUUUUUUGUUUAAUCAAUUAAUGAACUUUGUGUCUUUGUUCCUAAGUUUGGGUAGAUGCAUGCAUAUUGUUACUUUAGAGGAACAAAUGAAUAAACACUAGAAGGCUUAGAGUA